AGCAAGACCAAGUUAGAGGGUUAUAAUAUUAUUCCUGAAGAGAUCAUGACAAAGAGUGAGGUGAAGCUGUUGGGAGCAUGGCCAAGUCCAUUUGUAAUGCGGGCUCGGAUAGCUCUUAAUAUCAAAUCAGUGGAGUAUGAGUUUCUUGAAGAAAAUUUGAGGUCCAAAAGUGAGCUUCUUCUUCAAUCCAACCCUGUUCAUAAGAAAAUCCCUGUUCUCAUUCAUAGGGACAAACCCAUUUGCGAGUCUUUGGUCAUUGUGCAGUAUGUGGAUGAUGCCUGGUCCUCUGGCUCUCCUAUUCUCCCUUCUGAUCCUUAUGACCGCGCCAUUGCUCGCUUUUGGGCUACCUACAUUGAUGAUAAGUGGUACCCGGCCAUGAGAUCAAUUAGAGGAGCAGAAGGAGAGGAUGAGAGGAAGAGAUUGUUACAAGAAGUGGGAGAAGGAUUGGCUUUGCUGGAGAAUGCUUUUAAAAAAAGCAGCAAAGGGAAGGACUUUUUCGGUGGUGACCAAAUUGGGUUCCUGGAUAUUGCACUUGGAAGCUUCUUAGGGUGGCUGAGGGUAACAGAGACAUCCAAUGGGGUGAACUUGCUGGACCAGACCAACACACCUAAGCUGGCAAAAUGGGCUGAAAGGUUCUGUGCACAUGAUGCUGUCAAAGAUGUUAUGCCUGAGAUAAGGAAGCUUCUUGAGUUUUCUAAGAUGCUAAGGGCCAUGAUGGCUGCUUCUACUCCAAAGUAAAUGUUCUUUUUAACAAAUUAGC
Gastrolobium bilobum is the source of this 760-nucleotide messenger RNA. RefSeq names its product glutathione S-transferase U17-like. The transcript has 2 exons. The record is from RefSeq and is a predicted model, not a curated record. Lineage: Eukaryota; Viridiplantae; Streptophyta; Magnoliopsida; Fabales; Fabaceae. Gene Ontology annotation, cellular component: cytoplasm. Gene Ontology annotation, molecular function: glutathione transferase activity. The coding region runs from base 46 to 738 and encodes 230 amino acids. Gene Ontology annotation, biological process: glutathione metabolic process.